Molecule: messenger RNA, 1756 nt
Organism: Mytilinidion resinicola
Lineage: Eukaryota; Fungi; Ascomycota; Dothideomycetes; Mytilinidiales; Mytilinidiaceae
Product: Hsp90 co-chaperone Cdc37
Exons: 4
Coding region: 174-1697 (507 amino acids)
Biological process (GO): protein folding; protein stabilization
Cellular component (GO): cytoplasm
Molecular function (GO): heat shock protein binding; protein kinase binding; protein-folding chaperone binding
Source: RefSeq, a predicted model, not a curated record
GCAGGCUGUAGAUUCACCUGGCAGCAAUACUCUCCUGGAACUUCUCACUACUACUAAAACAACGUACCAAUUCAAUCCCGAAGCUUCAAAAGUUAAGUCUAGCCUCGAGGCUAGAAACCUCAUCCCACUUCACCCCGCCAUCCCACCACUUCAACACCACCACAACCGCAAUCAUGGUGGUAGACUACAGCAAAUGGGACGCGCUGGAAAUCAGCGACGACUCGGACAUUGAAGUCCACCCAAACGUCGACAAGAAGUCCUUCAUCCGCGCCAAACAAGCCCAAAUCCACCAAGAGCGUGACCGCCGGCGCCACCAGAUCACCACUCUCAAGUAUGAGCGCAUAAUCAACGAUGGCCUCAUUAUGCGCAUCGACAACCUCCUUACCGCCCUCAAAUCCCACAAGGCUGACGCCGACGACUCGGACAAGCUGCUCUUCCGCUCCAUGAUAGAGUCGGCGGGGGAUCCGGCGGAUGACCAGCCUCCACCGCCCCCGCCCGGUGUGCAUGAUCAAAUGAAGGAGAAGCCGACGUAUUCGCAGAUGAUGGGCUCGUUGUUGGACCAGGUCAAGAAGGAGGUGGACGAGUCGAAGUCUGAGAAUAGGCUCGAGGCGUUCAUUACUGAGAUUAGGAAACAUGGAGAUAGGGUUAAGGCACUACAAGGGGAGCUAUACGCUAAAUUGGCGGAGCUGGAAAAGGAGGAGAAGAGGCAUAUCACAAGUGACGACAUACACACAGGCUUCGACUACUCGAAUGUCAAAGCCGCCGCACCCAUACCCUCCUCCUCCACCACCAGCAAACCCAAGCCCCAAUCCACCGUCGAAGUCCUCAACCCCGGCGCGCUGCAACGCGACCCCCUAACCCGCACCGACACAGGCCAAUCCUCUGGCGCCGACGCCGACAUUGAAGAAGGCACCAACUCCGACGGCGACGAAACCGAAGCCUCGCCCCUGGGGAAAGAGUUCGCCAAGAUCAAAGCCGGCGACUACAAAGCCUGCCUCGCCUUCAUCUCGGCCCACCCUGAAGUGCUCGCCGAGCGCGAAACCGACGGCCUCCUCGUCGAAGCCUUCAAUAGCGAGCUCGACGGCAAGCACAAGCACGCAAAGCAAUGCGUGCACCAAGCCCUGCUGAUCCAGUACUGUCGCCAACUCGGAGGUCGCGAUGGAGUCGGACUGUUCUUUAAACGCAUAACAACAAAAGACCACCAAGCCAACAAACUCUUCACCGACGACGUCGACUCCACCUACCGCCGUAUCCACACCCGCGCCGCCGAAAUCGCCGAGGAGCGCGCCGCGAACCCCCAGUCCGCCGAGGGCGUCGAGCAGAUCCAGCUGCACGCCGUGGACCCAAACACCAAGAUCAAUAUCUCGAUUCCACCCGCCACGCCGACGUCCGACGAUCCCGCCGAGCGCGCGGGACAGGAGGAGGCACGCAAGGUGUUCGACGCGUUCCCGCCCGGCCUGCAGCGCGCGCUGGAGAGCGGGAGCCUGGACGAAGUGAACAAGGUGCUCGCGAAGAUGAGCGUGGAGGAGGCGGAGGAGGUAGUUGGGAAGCUGGGUGAGGGGGGCAUGUUGAGUCUGGAGCAGGGGGUUAUCGAUGCGACGACGGAGGAGGGGAAGAAGGCGAUGGAGGAGAUUGAGCGAAGUGGGCGGAUGCCGGGGUUCGUGGAGGAGGAGCAGCUGGCUGGGGAUCCCGAGUAGGCUGAGUGAGUGAGGUUUGAGGAGAGUUCGGAUGAGGCCACGAAGACAAGAUUAAGAGG